Molecule: messenger RNA, 1766 nt
Organism: Topomyia yanbarensis
Lineage: Eukaryota; Metazoa; Arthropoda; Insecta; Diptera; Culicidae
Product: clumping factor B-like
Exons: 1
Source: RefSeq, a predicted model, not a curated record
UGUUCCUGUACCGUGCCCUUAGGACCGAGCGGCACUUCCAGUAGCUGCGGUGGAGAUCGUAGUCAAUCGGACAAAAGCAACAACAGUAACGCGAGCAAUCGUGGAAUGUCUACGCUGCCACCAUUGGGAGAUAUUAAAAUGAGUUCGGGACCACCGGACAUGCCCGACAAUGCUCCUUCAAUAGGAUCGGCUGCAGGUGGGAUCAGUACUGGCGGGCUAGAUCGCCCAGAUAAUGCCAGAAAUGAUAGUAGUCGUCAUUCGUCUAGCAAGAAAGCUCGCACCGAACAUCAUCACAAAUCGAUGGUUCCAGAAAUUCCGGAAAAGGUGGUAAAAAGUGCUAAUAGCGGAUAUGUCGAUCCCCACAGCUCAGAUCAUGUUAUUGCAAUGACGCAACUUAAAGAAACGAUAGCCACUUUGCAGAGAAAAAUGAAACAAAAGGACGGCAUCAUUCUUGAGAAGGAAAAAGAGAUCAGCGCCUGGAAAGGAAAGCAUUUAUACUUAGAACAGGACUUGAUGCGAAAAUACAAAGAUAUGGAAAAGAACUAUGAGUUCAAGGUUGAUGUUUUAAAUAAAAAAUUAAAGUCGCAGUUGCUGGAAAUUUCCCAACUGUCCAAGGCAGCAAAGGAUGCAACAGAGAAGAAAAAGAAACCGAUUGGCUUUUUAACAAAUACAAAGCUUCACAAACUAAAACCGGAAACGAAGGAGAAAGAGCGCGAUAAAGUUAUCAGCCGUAAUCGUAUAGCCGACGAUGACGACGAAGAAGAGAAAGAAGAUAUAGACAGCGACAAGGCUUCGGAUAAGGGAGAAUCUGGAAGAAAUACACCUAAAGAAAUUGGAAAGGAUAGUCCACGCGAUGUCGAUUCUGGAAAAGAAAGUCCUCGUGAUUCUGACAAGGAAGACGACAAGGAGGAGGAGCUUGAGAAGAAGACAAUCAAUGAUAAUGAAGACGCAAUGGAAAAAGAUGACGAACAGGGCAAGAGUAACGGAUCUACUAAAGAAGGCGACGAUUCGGACAAAGAAAACGACGAUAGGAAGGAUGAAGAAAAGGAAUCCGAGAAAAACAAAGAAAAGGAUAGUAACUUCGAACAAGGUUCUGAUAAAGGAUCCCGACGAAAUUCUGAACAGGGUUCUGAUAAAGGAUCUCGACCAAAUUCUGAGCACGGCUCUGAUAAGGGAUCAGACAACGAAUCCGAUAAAGAUUCCGAUCAUGGGUCGGAUAAGGACUCUGAUCGAGCAUCGGCAAAAGGAUCUGAUCGCGGUUCUGUCAAUGGAUCUAAUCGAGGAUAUGAUCGUGGAUCUGAUAAUGGUUCGAAUAGAGGAUCUGACAAGGGUUGGAAUAGAGGAUCUAAUCGUGGUUCAGACAAAGGUUCGAAUCGCGGUUCGGACAAAGGAUCGGAUCGUGGUUCGGACAAAGGGUCUGAUCAUGAAUCGGACAAGGAUUCAGAUGGUGGUUCAGACAAAGGAUCUGAUCAUGGUUCAGACAAAGGAUCUGAUCAUGGUUCAGAUAAAGGAUCUGAUCAUGGUUCAGAUAAAGGGUCUGAUCAUGGAUCGGACAAGGGAUCUGAUCAUGGUUCCGAUCGUGGCUCGGAUCACGGUUCCGAUAAAGGGUCAGAUCACGGAUCAGAUAAAGAAAGCGAUAAUGAAUCAGAGGACCGGUCUGCAAAAGACAGCGAUAAGGAUAGUGGAUCCGAUAGCGGUUCCGAUCGGGACAGCGAUCGUGAUUCAGAUUAGAAUGCAUCCAUUUGCAGUAAACAGGAAACCGUUCU